AUGUUAUCUGGUUCUCAGGAGAUCCUGGAGGCGAGGGCGGCGCAAAUUGCGCAACGAUGGAUAACUGACAUUUUUACGCGGGUCCACACCACCUGCGACGUUCCCGAACACGCAGUUUUUGGACCAUGUGAGCUGAAUCACACCUCUGUUUAUGACAGCAUCGCCUUCAUCGCUCUCAAGUCUAUGGACAGAAGAUCGGCACCAUACAUUUUAAGGGUGGACACCUCAGCGCACAAAAUGCCCACUGACGGCCCGAUGUGGCUGCGGCUCAUCCAGUCAGCCCGGAGCAGCGAGGAACAGAACCUAGAGGCCUAUGUGAAGAACGGACAACUGUUCUUUAGAGCCCUCAGGACGAUCCAGACGGAUGAGGAGCUUUUGGUGUGGUAUGGGAAAGACCUUGCCAAGCUUCUUCUACUGAACCCACUGCAGAUGCAAAGCAAAGGUGCUGGUCCAUACACAUGUAUAAACUGCAACCAGGGCUUUGAGUCUGAGUUCCCCUUCCUGGCACAUUGGAGAUUCCUUUGCACACAGAGACAACCAAACAGCCACACCACCAAACCUGGUCAAGACGACACCAACCAUGUGAAACCUGACUCCCUUCCCGUUUCUGCCUUCAAACUGAGCCAUCCAGAGACAAGUUCACAGGAUGGAAAACCUGCAACAGACUUCCACAAUCUAGCCAGGGAUAUGGAGAAUAACAGUAAUAAGACAGGCUUGUCUUGUACCAGGUGGGCACGGAGCACCCUCAAAAGGAAACACACGGAGGAGAGUUGGAAUGGCCCACAGCCUCUAAUCAUAAAGCAGGAACCACUUGAGAGAGGUUACUGUACUUUGAACUUGAACCAACAACCUAGCCCGGUCACCUGUCACCUGCCCACCAAUAUAAUAAGGAGCACCGUUACUAAAGACAGAACCGCUCAACUAAAACCACAACUGAAGACCUCAGGGCCAGAAGACAUCAGAUCCAACCCACAGAACCAGAGCAUUCAGCCCGGAAGUGGCCCAGCAGUGGAGCAGAGUGACUCAAAGAAGAAGACUCUGAAAGACACUCUGUCUCGAUCUCCAUCCCGCUCUGAGGAAACCUCCACUGACUCUCCUCCUGUCACCUCUGCCUUCAACCAGGUCUCUGUCUCGGAGAACAGGAGAAGUGCCUUCUCCCAGCCCCCACGCUCUGUUCCACUUCCCCAGACUACCCCCCUGCCUGAGAGGGCUAAAAUCUCCAUUACCACCCCCUCUACUGCCCUCCACAGACCUGUGCUGGUCCAGGGUGUUUUGAAACAGAGGCACCCUCUCUAUAGCCCAGCAGCUCUCUGGCCCUGGACCCCAGGGAGACCCCUGCAGGUUCCGAUCCCCCCCUCCUCGGUGCUCCUGUCCCCUUCCGUCUCACAACUCUCGCCCCACUGCCUGCCGGCUCAGAACUGGUGUGCCAAAUGCAACAUUUCCUUCCGCCUGACUUCAGACCUGGUGCAGCAUAUGAGGUCUCACCACAAGAGGACGCUUGAUGCCACAGGAUCUGCGUGUGGGGUGAAACAACAGCAUCACAGGGAGAGGGAAGAGAGGCUCAAGUGUUCCAUCUGCAGCGAGGUCUUCAGACAACGUCAUCACCUUGCACGUCACUUGACCUCUCAUACACGAGUUCAGAUAAUUAGUAAGGUAUAA
Oncorhynchus masou masou (cherry salmon) is the source of this 1659-nucleotide messenger RNA. Its product is annotated as PR domain zinc finger protein 8-like. The coding region runs from base 1 to 1659 and encodes 552 amino acids. Gene Ontology annotation, molecular function: protein binding. Lineage: Eukaryota; Metazoa; Chordata; Actinopteri; Salmoniformes; Salmonidae. The record is from RefSeq and is a predicted model, not a curated record. Gene Ontology annotation, biological process: regulation of DNA-templated transcription; oligodendrocyte development. Gene Ontology annotation, cellular component: nucleus. The transcript is spliced from 3 exons.